This is a messenger RNA of Chanos chanos (milkfish), 1155 nucleotides long. RefSeq names its product spermine synthase (gene sms). The transcript has 11 exons. Gene Ontology annotation, biological process: spermine biosynthetic process. Gene Ontology annotation, molecular function: spermine synthase activity. NCBI's taxonomy places the organism in Eukaryota, Metazoa, Chordata, Actinopteri, Gonorynchiformes, Chanidae. The record is from RefSeq and is a predicted model, not a curated record. Bases 23 to 1105 code for a protein of 360 amino acids.
UGGCAGACGGCUGCAUCCCGACAUGGCAGUGCGACAUUACACCCUUGACUUCAACCUUUCAGCGCCAGCUGACCUUCCUGCAACUGUACGGGGGCUACAGUCCAUAUUUCAGGAGCAGGAAAUGACAGAGACUGUCCAUGACACAGAGGGACAUGGAUACCUAGCCACCUUUAUUGGCAAAAACGGCAGGUUUGCUGUUCUGAGAGUGCACUCCCGUGGUCUAGUUACCUUUGAUCUGCAGUGUUGCGAUGAUGACGAUAUGGCACAGAUAGACAAUCUGCUGAACACACUGGAGAAAAAGCUGAAGGCUCUCCUGCAUGGGAAUAUCCGCAGGAGCAAGAGGCUGCCUGCAUUGGUACGGGGUGGGAAAGUGGACAAGUACUGGCCCACAGCUGAUGGCAGAUUAGUCGAGUAUGACAUUGAUGAGGUUGUAUAUGAGGAGGACUCUGCUUACCAAAACAUCAAAAUCCUGCACUCACGUCAGUUUGGCAACAUCCUCAUCCUCAAUGGAGAUGUCAAUUUGGCGGAGAGCGACCUGGCCUAUACCCAGGCAAUCAUGGGCAGUGGCAAAGAGAGAUAUGCUGGAAAGGAGGUGCUUAUCUUGGGUGGAGGGGAUGGAGGGAUCCUCUGCGAGGUGGUGAAGCUUAAACCAAAGAUGGUCACCAUGGUCGAGAUUGACCAGCUGGUGAUAGAAGGAUGCCGGAAGCACAUGAGAAAGACGUGUGGGAACGUCUUGGACAACCUGAAGGGAGACUGUUAUGAGAUUUUAGUAGAAGACUGUGUUCCCAUCCUUAAAAAGUUUGCUGAGGAAGGAAGGACAUUUGAUUACGUUAUCAACGACCUUACAGCGGUCCCUAUCUCCACAGCACCUGAAGAGGACUCAACGUGGGAAUUCCUCAGGCUGAUCCUAGAUCUGUCUAUAAAAGUUCUGCGUCCUACUGGAAAGUACUUCACGCAGGGCAACUGUGUGAAUCUGACUGAGGCACUGAGUCAGUAUGAGGAGCAGUUGGGCAAGCUCUCAUGCAAGGUGGAUUUCUCCAAAGAGGUGGUGUGUGUGCCCUCUUACAUGGAGCUGUGGGUGUUUUACACCAUCUGGAAGAAGUAGUUCUUCAUGUAGAUCUCUCUCUCUCUCUUUACCCUCCGAGCCCAGCCUGU